This is a messenger RNA of Episyrphus balteatus (marmalade hoverfly), 1269 nucleotides long. RefSeq names its product deubiquitinase DESI2. NCBI's taxonomy places the organism in Eukaryota, Metazoa, Arthropoda, Insecta, Diptera, Syrphidae. Gene Ontology annotation, biological process: protein deubiquitination. The record is from RefSeq and is a predicted model, not a curated record. The transcript is spliced from 4 exons. Gene Ontology annotation, molecular function: deubiquitinase activity. Bases 652 to 1263 code for a protein of 203 amino acids.
AAACAAAAAUUUUCUCUGCCAGCUGUCAUUACCUCACGAAAAAAUCUUCAACAUAAAAAAUUUGUAAACAACCAUUUCCUAAAAAAAAAUAUUUUCAAUCUAAAUCUCUUAAUCAAUUUCAAAUCGUUAAUUUUGUAAUUAAUUUUAUAGUAAUUGGCUUUAACCAUUCCAUGAUAUGUAACUCUCGGUAUAAAGACGGGCUAAAUCUUGAAACUUUGUUUUUUUUUGUUGAAAAAGAAAAUUUCCAGUGUUGUAUUCGUCGCAUCCUCAAACAAAAAGAAGUAAUGAAUAUGGAGCUCAGUUUAUUUUAUCGCAAGAAAAUCUUUCCCUAGUCAUCUUUUUUUUUAAGAACAAACACGGUUUUCUCUCUUUCGAAAAAAUAAAUCAUCCAAAUCAAACCUUCAAUCAGAUCACAACUCCUGUUCUGUUUCUCCGUUGUCGGCGUCGUCGUUUUGUUUCUUUCUUGUGUCAAAAAGUUAAAUCUUUAGUUGUUUUGAAAUGCACCAUUGUUCUCUCCAAUUUUUUUUCUUAUCUGCCGAGUAGUCUAGAUUUCAUUUCGUGACAACCAUCAACGUCUCCCACAUCAGUUUCAUAGUCUAAACCAGUUAAGCUCGUCAGAAAUAAUUCGUCUUUAUUUGUAUCUGUUGUGUAAUGUUUUCCAACGGUCUUCCUUGUAAUUUGCCAUUUCCCAGCUGUCUUGGUGUUCCCAAGGAUAGUGGAAGUGACGAACUCUUGCCUGCUAAUAUGGGAAAUCGAGAGCCAGUCAUCCUGAAUGUCUACGAUAUGUAUUGGAUAAAUGAAUAUACCACCUCCAUUGGGUUAGGAGUUUUCCAUUCGGGAGUUGAAAUAUUUGGGACAGAAUUCGCUUACGGCGGUCAUCCUUUUCCAUUCACGGGAGUUUUCGAAAUUACUCCUCGUGACCAUGACGAACUUGGUGACCAGUUUCAAUUCAGACAAAGUAUACAAAUCGGAUGCACAGACUUUACAUACGAAGAAGUGCGGCGGAUAGUCGAAGAGUUAGGCAAUCAGUUUCGAGGGGAUCGGUAUCAUUUGAUGAAUAACAAUUGCAAUCAUUUUUCUAGCUCACUUACACAGAUCCUUUGCGGCCAAGAAAUUCCAAGUUGGGUCAAUCGAUUAGCGCAUUUUAGCUCAUGUGUGCCAUUUUUACAAAGAUGCUUGCCGAGGGAAUGGCUAACACCAAAUGCCUUACAACAAUCUAUCACAGCAAUACAGGAUCGUGAUUCUGAUACCAGUCCACUUUGAGAGCAG